Molecule: messenger RNA, 471 nt
Organism: Capsicum annuum
Lineage: Eukaryota; Viridiplantae; Streptophyta; Magnoliopsida; Solanales; Solanaceae
Product: putative cysteine-rich receptor-like protein kinase 32
Exons: 4
Coding region: 1-471 (156 amino acids)
Biological process (GO): protein phosphorylation
Molecular function (GO): protein kinase activity; ATP binding
Source: RefSeq, a predicted model, not a curated record
AUGACACCUAAGAUAUCUGACUUUGGGCUGGCAAGGGAAUUCAAAUACGAUGUUGAAGUAAAGACUCGGCGUGUAGCUGGAACUCAUGGUUAUAUGCCUCCUGAAUACAUAGAAAAUGGAUAUUAUUCAACAAAAUCAGAUGUGUUCAGUUUUGGAGUUUUGGCAUUGGAGAUUGUGAGUGGCGAAAGGAAUUCGACUUACCAGCAUCCAAUCUAUGAUAUUGGUCUAGUAGGCUAUGCUUGGAGAAUUUGGGAGGAAGGGAAGCCCAUAGAACUGCUGGAUCCAGAGAUAGAAAAACAAGCCAUUGGAGCGGACACCUAUACAUUACUAGAGGAUUCUCGGGCUGUUGAGGCCAUACGCUGGGAUGAGUCAUGGUUACGGGUAGACUUCAGAUCGUUGGGGGUUGAUAUCGUGUUGUUUGUUGUUGUUGAUGGGUUUGACGGAUUUAGGUCUGAGACGGGUCACGGAUAG